AUGCAAAGACCUGCACAUUUGCAUAGAGAAUGCUCAUUAAGAUCAGAAUCAAGCAAGCAAUAUUUAUCAGUAACUCUAUUAAAAAUCUCUACUUUUGACCUUUUUUAUGCUUUCGAUGCUUUUUUCCAUUUGGAUUUGUCACAGAAAUAUUUUGAAUCUAGUAAGCAAAAAUCAUUAGAAUCGCUUAAUUUUGGUAGAUUUAAAGAAAAAUUUUCUUAA
Blepharisma stoltei is the source of this 219-nucleotide messenger RNA. Lineage: Eukaryota; Ciliophora; Heterotrichea; Heterotrichida; Blepharismidae. The record is from the annotation of a GenBank genome assembly.